AUGUCCGAAGCUGAAACGGGGGAACCUAAUGGAUUCAGAAGUUGUUACGACAAACUUCGGAAAGCUGUUGGAAACAUCCCAAUGGAUGCAUCAAAAUCCACAAAACUUCACAAUUUGUCAAGUAGGAAGAUUUCAGAGAUUCUGCCAAAUCUCUACUUAUCCGGGAGAACUGUGUCUCAGAACAGCGAACUUUUGAAGGAGAAAAAUAUUACGACAGUGAUCAAUGUAUCAGAUCGGGAAGUUGUUAACUACAAGAAUAAUCAAAAGUUCAUCAAAAACUACCGAUUCUAUGCAAUGUCCGACACAGCAAGUGCGAAGUUUGAUGGAAUUAUUGAAGAAGCAGUUCGAAUAAUUCACGAUUCAAGAUCUAAAGAAGAAGGUGUUCUCGUUCAUUGCUUCCUCGGUGUCUCCAGAAGUGCAACUUUAGUCGCAUUCUACCUGAUAUCAGCUCUCUCCAUCAACUGGCGGGACGCAGUUGACUUCAUUCAUCAUAGAAGAUUCUCUGCAAACCCGAAUUUUGGAUUUUUACAUCAGUUGAAAGUCUACUCAACAACGAAAGCUAAAGAAUUUCGAAAUCAACUAAUCAGCGAACGAUGUCUCAGAAUGCGAGAAUCUGAUAAGGAUAUUAUCAAAAAGUAUUUACCACUUGCAGUGUUUGAGCUUUGAAUUUCUUCUAAUUCUUCAUUCCCAUAUUUGUAUUUUAUUGCUUCUUUACCUACAAAUGUACAAUACAACGACCUCUGAUCUUUGGUGCUUUCUUCCAUUUUCCCUGAUCUUCAUGUACAAUUCUUCUUGCCAUUUCCUUGUACUUAUUGCCACUUUCAAAGUUUAAUAAUUAAUUAAAGUUUUUUUUUUUGC
This is a messenger RNA of Caenorhabditis elegans, 858 nucleotides long. RefSeq names its product protein-tyrosine-phosphatase (gene C16A3.2). Bases 1 to 666 code for a protein of 221 amino acids. The record is from RefSeq and is marked reviewed. Gene Ontology annotation, molecular function: protein serine/threonine phosphatase activity; hydrolase activity; protein tyrosine phosphatase activity. The transcript has 4 exons. Lineage: Eukaryota; Metazoa; Nematoda; Chromadorea; Rhabditida; Rhabditidae.